AUGCCGUUUGGUAAUUUUCAGCAACUAAAAGAGAGGAUUCUCUACCCUGCUAAAGACGCAACACAAAUUGCAAAGUCAUCACUCGGAAGGAUUUUAAAGAAAGAUGAUGAUGAAAAGGGAUUCGCUAAAUAUGAUGAAUUGGACGAGGUAUACUCGGAGGAAGAAGAAGGAAAAUACACCGGAAGUAGAUUCAAUUUCAAUUUCCGGUGUAAUUGCUGUAAGACCUGUUCUUGUGGACAGCGAUAUGUGAUAGCAUUUCUUAGUAGCGUGGGAUUUAUCAUAUCUUUUGGUAUAAGAUGCAACAUGGGGGUAGCUAUAGUGACGAUGACGAAAAACGGUUCAACUGAAGACAAUCACCUUAUACAGAGGAAACAACAGCUGGAACACAUGGGCAACAACACGAACAUGACGAUACCACCUCAGCUUCCGGAGUUUAACUGGACCCCGGAGACGAUCGGAGUAGUUGACAGCUCCUUUUUCUGGGGCUAUAUUGUAACACAAAUACCUGGAGGCUACCUCGCAUCCAGAGUUCCUGCCAACAGGAUAUUUGGUCUGGCUAUAGGGCUUUCUGCUUUCCUGAAUCUCCUGUUGCCUGGAGCUGCUCAAGUUCACUAUGGACUCGUCAUGGCGGUCAGAAUCCUACAGGGACUCGUAGAGGGUGUUACCUACCCCGCCUGUCACGGUAUCUGGAGGCACUGGGCCCCACCACUAGAGAGAUCCAAGCUGGCUACUAUAUCAUUCUGCGGUUCGUACGCCGGGGCGGUUCUUGGGAUGCCACUUUCCGGAAUACUCACGAAACAGUUUGGAUGGCAAUCCGGUUUCUACGUGUUUGGUGCGCUUGGGAUCAUCUGGUCGAUUAUUUGGUGGUUUUUCUCAUUCGAAAGACCGUCUAAAAGUCCAUAUAUUUCAACUGAAGAAAAGAUAUAUAUAGAAACUUCGAUAGGUGAAACUUCAUCGUCAAAGGAUAUGAGUACACCGUGGUUCAGCUUCUUCACCUCCAUGCCCGUGUACGCCAUUAUAGUAGCCAACUUCUGUCGUAGCUGGACAUUCUAUCUCCUCAUUAUUAGUCAGCCAAUGUAUUUUAACGAAGUUUUUAAGUUUGAUAUCACAAAGAGCGGAUUAAUAUCAGCUUUACCGCAUUUAGUGAUGGCCAUAAUUGUUCCGUUUGGUGGACAACUUGCUGACUUCCUUCGUCGACGAGGCAUUCUCUCGACUACCGUGGUCCGCAAAAUCUUCAACUGCGGAGGAUUUGGGUUGGAGGCUUGCUUCCUCUUAGGAGUGGGUAUUACCAGGAAUACAACUACAGCCAUGGUUUGUCUCACCCUUGCUGUUGGCUCCAGCGGAUUUGCGAUAUCUGGGUUUAACGUAAACCACCUGGAUAUCGCCCCCCGAUAUGCCAGUAUCUUGAUGGGACUCUCAAAUGGUGUCGGAACUCUUGCUGGCAUGUUGUGUCCAAUCUUCACGGAAUUACUCACAAAGGGGGCGACCGCAGAUGAAUGGGAGGUCGUCUUCAUCAUUGCCAGUGUCGUCCAUUUUCUUGGUAUCACAUUUUACGGAAUCUUCGCCUCAGGAGAAAAACAACCAUGGGCAGAAGCUCCUUCAGAAGAUAUGUGGAAACCCGAGGACACCCUGAAGUCUGACGGCUCUGGCAAAAUGUUUUCUUAUGGUGCUUUUGAGGACGACUCAGGAAACAAGGGUGGCGUGGUAGGGGGACCCACUAUGAACGGGAAAGCUGGCGUGACUAAUGGUCAGAUUCCCUACGAUUACGGAGACGAAUAUGAAGGCCCAUAUAACGCACAUGCUAAAUAUUCGUUUGAUGGUCCAAUGUAUCAGACCAAGGAGGAACUUGUUCAAGUACAAGCAAAGGACAGAUAUCUGACGGAUGAAAGGGAUUUAUGA
Molecule: messenger RNA, 1899 nt
Organism: Ylistrum balloti
Lineage: Eukaryota; Metazoa; Mollusca; Bivalvia; Pectinida; Pectinidae
Product: vesicular glutamate transporter 1-like
Exons: 12
Coding region: 1-1899 (632 amino acids)
Biological process (GO): regulation of synapse structure or activity; transmembrane transport; neurotransmitter loading into synaptic vesicle
Cellular component (GO): synaptic vesicle membrane; excitatory synapse
Molecular function (GO): neurotransmitter transmembrane transporter activity; L-glutamate transmembrane transporter activity
Source: RefSeq, a predicted model, not a curated record